AUGGACAAAGAUAAUACCAACUCGUUAUACUAUCAAAACCGCUGUGGUUCCGGCCGACUGAUGUUCCGAACUGAGCAGGUGCGCGAUUAUCGUGGAUGCCGAGACGACAGUUGGGAAUUAAACGGACUUGAUUCGAACGGCAGAGAGAACACCGGAGGGCCGAGUCGCUUGGACAACGAGCAUUCCCGCAGCGUUGGUGCCAGUGGUGACUCGGACCCAGCGCCCGAUUCGCGCCCCUCCCCGCCGGAGCCCAACAAAGUGCUGCUCGUGCACGGGCUAGACCGAGUGCCCGUCAACUGCGAUAGGGUGUUCAAUCUGUUUUGCCUGUACGGAAACGUGACGACGGUGAAAAUCCUCAGAGACGACAAAGUGCUAGUGGAGAUGGAAGACGUGGAAGCCGCCAGACGGUGCGUGUCCAACUUGCAUAUGCUUCAGCUGGAUGACGACGUCUUCAUGAAAGCCAAGUAUUCCAAACAUAAUUUUAUUCACGAUCAAGUGAAUUUCAACAUACUGGCUGACGGUACGCCCGCUCAAAAAGUUUACUUGUCGAGCACAUUGAAUAGAUUCGUCCCGAACGUAUCGUGCCCGGACAAACGUCGUAUUGCAGCCCCGUCCAAAAUUUUACAUUUUUUCAACGCGCCGACCGACGUGUGCGGCAAAGCAGUGCACAGAGCUGUGUCGGACGCCCUGUGUCGUACGGACGCAAUACGUUCCAUAACUAUCCUACCCAAAAAACCGAAUGCCAAGUGUUCGACGGGAUUGAUCGAAUUGAAAAAUAUGGCGUUGGCGGCGAGAACCGUUUUAUUGGCAAACCACAUGACGAUUGAGUCGACAGUGUCCAGAUUUCCGUUUUUGACAAAACUGUGUUUUUCAAAAUGGUCGGCAAUCGAACAGAAAUCCGGAGACCCGACGACGCUGCAGUUCUGUUCGGUGCCGCGCACGCCGUGGCUGCUGCACAAGUCCGAACACGGCGUGCCCACGACGGAAUUUCCGAUCUCUUGCACGACCAUGGUGGACGGCUGUGGCGGCGGCGAUUGUAUGUGGACACUGUGGGUGGUAACGGCCACGCAGAAGAACUGGCAACAGCCGCAGCAGACGUCGCGGGCGGCGGCGGAGGGGUCGGCGGUCUCGACGACGGACGCGGCGACCGACUGCGACCCGUCGUGUCCGUUAGACCCGAUCGUCCGUCGCAAUCUGAUGGCCGCCGAAAACGCCGAUUUGGUGUUCGAUCUCAUCGACAUGUUGAGGAACCGCCUGUGCGACUUUAGCAACGACCGGGGCGACGUGCUGUGCGGUCCGGCGGCAGUGACGCCGCCGCCGUUGCGAGUCGAACACGACGACGCGUCCACGUCCGCAUCCGCCAACACUGCUUCGACCAGUGAUGCCGCGAGUCGAUCGGCACCGCCGGGUGACGCGUAAACCGCUGGCUGCUGUGACGUUCCGACAAAUUUAUUUUAAUUAUCUUUGUAUUUUUUCCCUCUAUUUUUUUUUAUCCAUCACGUGACCGGUGUGUUUAACCGCUGUUCGAGACCCGAAAGAAUAUCGCGCACUUUCGAAGACCAUCGUCAUCAUGUGUAUACGAUGGCCGAUGUCGGCUCGUGGGUACGGUGCUUUCGGACUUGUGUGUGGUGAUAUUACGUAUGCGUUGCAACAACUACGUGGACGUACAGUUUGAAUUAUUCACUCAUAAAAACGGAAAAUUGGAUUGUGCAAAUCGAUUUGUUUCGAUUUACGACAAAUGUGGUUUCACGUAAAAAAGAACAGCACACACACCACCACCCAAAUCCAAACUCGUUUGUUGUCAACUUUUCGAUUUUAUCGUCAAAUAAAAACAUUUUUUUAAAUAAUAAAUUUGAAAUACACACGCA
Molecule: messenger RNA, 1868 nt
Organism: Rhopalosiphum padi (bird cherry-oat aphid)
Lineage: Eukaryota; Metazoa; Arthropoda; Insecta; Hemiptera; Aphididae
Exons: 6
Coding region: 1-1419 (472 amino acids)
Biological process (GO): regulation of RNA splicing
Cellular component (GO): nucleus
Molecular function (GO): mRNA binding
Source: RefSeq, a predicted model, not a curated record